Angiostrongylus costaricensis is the source of this 1527-nucleotide messenger RNA. Lineage: Eukaryota; Metazoa; Nematoda; Chromadorea; Rhabditida; Metastrongylidae. The record is from the annotation of a GenBank genome assembly.
AUGACAAUCACCGACAUGGACAUUGAACGCACCACGGCAUGUGGUGCUGAUGUGUUGGUCGUCGGAGAAGGUCGGGACAAUGAUGUAAUCCACAGAUAUUGUUCACGUGAACGACGUUACGGCAACGAAACUGAAGACGAAUUGCUGAAAGACCGUUUCAAGGUGGUAAAGUCACGCUCGCGUUACCUCACGUUGACGUGGACCACCGAUUCGAGUAAUGAAUAUCGCGGAUGGCGAAUUGAAUAUGAAUUCAUGCUGGAAAGCGCUGAGUGUGGUUUCACAACACAUGCGAUGACCGGAAUGGUGCAUUCACCUAAUUGGCCACAAGAUUACGGUAACGACGAAGAAUGUCUGUGGGAUAUUCAGGUUCCGCUUGGAUAUCAUAUUCAUUUACAAUUCACUCACUUCGAUAUCGCUCCAUCAGAAGACUGUGCAAAGGACUCACUAACAAUAUCACAGGAGCAUUCGUCAAAAGCGUUGGCACCAAUUGGUGACUACUUUUUCGAUUUUGAAGAUGAAGAAAGGCACUCACCACUUUGUGGCAUAGCUCUGCCGAAAUCAUUCCGUUCUGAAAAGUGCGGUGCAGCUUUCCGCUUAAUCCAUGGAGUGAUUUCGUCACCUAACUAUCCAUCCUACUAUCCGAAUCUGAACAAUGUCUGUGAAUAUCUGAUAGCGCCAGAAGGCGAUGCUGAACAAUCUGUGAUUGUUGUCAAACUAAUCGACUUCGAUUUAUCCGAUUCGAAAAUGGACUAUUCACGCCAGCCAUGUGCUAGCGAUUACCUAGAAGUACGUGACGUCAUCAAUAAGAGGAUAGUGACAUCGUACUGCGGUGGAGAACCGAUGAGUGAAGAAGCGGUAGCGAUUAAGGGUGCAGUUGGAUUACGGUUCAUCACGAAUCAAUCAUACAUAUAUGGUCCAAAAAAAUUACACAGAGGUUUUCAAUUCAGCUAUUCCAUUGACAAAUGUGGUGGUCGAAUAGAACUGAAUGAGUCAUCUGGAUACUUGGCAACGAUUUCCUCGCCGGCCUUUCCACUCGACUACCCUCAUAAUCUCGACUGUCUAUGGAAUGUUACAGCAUCCGACGGCAGAGUGAUUUCUGUAAAGUAUGAGUUUAUGGAACUUGAAUUCUCCAGCGGUUGUGGAAUGGACUUCGUCGAACUUCAUGAUGGUAUUGAUCUAAACGGUACCAGUAUGGGAAAAACAUGCGGACCGAAAUCUCAGAUGCCACCAGGACGACUUUAUACGAAAUCGAAUAAUCUCGUGGUGCAUUUCGUCACAGAUCACACGUUGAGCAAGGGUGGAUUUAAGAUUGUCGUCAUAGCGACUCUAGGGCAAUAUAUUCACAAUCUUCAUUGUGGAUGGAAUAUUAUUGGAGAAGAUCGCACUAUGCUGGAAUUGAAACUGACCAAAAUGGACACAGAGGAGCUGCAAGCGCUUCCGGGCCAACUAUCACCAAGCGGCUCGCGAUGCACCGACGCGAUUACGGUAGCGGAUUACGGUGUAUUGCAAAUCCUCAAACAAAUAUGA